Cynocephalus volans (Philippine flying lemur) is the source of this 1185-nucleotide messenger RNA. Its product is annotated as proline-rich protein 2-like. The coding region runs from base 1 to 1185 and encodes 394 amino acids. The record is from RefSeq and is a predicted model, not a curated record. Lineage: Eukaryota; Metazoa; Chordata; Mammalia; Dermoptera; Cynocephalidae. The transcript has 2 exons.
AUGAGGAAAGUAAAGCUCAGAGGUGACACAGGCAGCUGCACUGUCUCAGUCCUAGGUCCACAGGGUCACCCAGCUCUGCGCGCUACGGUGAGCGGCUCCCAGACGCCCCCUCCGCUCCCACUGUCCCGCACGCGGGACUGUGACCGCAGCCGGGGACCGAACGGGGCCCCAGGUGUGCGGCGUCCCCGCCCGGCUGCUCCUCCGGCGCCGCACCCACCUGCUCGCGCGCGGGCUCCGCUCCGGGGCCGCAGUGUGCAAGGUCACAGCGCAGGUGACCAGGCAGGACGGCCGUGCGCCCGCGGAGCCCCCGGACGCGGGGCCCGCGCCGCCACCACGCUCGCCACCGCGCGGCCGCGCCACUUCCGCUGGGUGACACCGCGCCCCGCCCGGGGACCCCCAGCCGUGCCGGCGCGCGCGGCCCGGCGGCGACCCCGGCGGCCUCCCGCGCGCCCCCGCCACGUGCGCGGCCCGUCCCCAGCGCGGCCCCCGGAGCGGCGCCGCAGGCCACGCCGGCCCGGAGAGGGGCGCGGGGACCGAGCCCCCGCCGCGCCCCCGCCGCGCCCCCGCCCGCGCCCGCCACUCACUGGGCAUCCCCGGCGGCCGCGCCCGCCCCGCCGCAGGCCGGUCCGCGCCGCUCAGCCGGGCCCCCGCGCCCCGCGCCCCGCCGCCCCCGCCGCCCCGCGCGGCCGCUCCAUGACGGGUGACGCGCACGCCCGGCCCCGCGACGCGCCGCGACCCGCCAAUGGGCGCCCGGCUCGGCCCUCGCCUGCGCCGCUGCAGCGCGCCCCGCCCCGCGCCGGCGUCGGCGGAAGCGCGCGCCACGUGGGCCGCGGGGACCGGCGGAGCAGGGACACCGGGGAGAGAGCCACCCGCCGGAGCGGGGACACCGGGGACGGAGGGGAGCCCCACCCGCAGCCGAGCCCCAACGCGAGUCCACUCCGGGCCCGGCCCCGACGUGGGUCCCCAGGUGGGUGGUCUCGGGUCCCUCCCGCGGCGGGCGAGGGUGACCGGGCCGGGGUCUCUGAAGCCCACUCUGCGGACGCGUGUGCACUUCGGAGCCUCGGCGAGCGGCCCGUGGUUAGUGGCAGUCGUGCCCUUGGCAGGGGACCUGUGGACCAGGGCAGGGACCUGCCGCCCUGGACCCGGCCUGCUCUUCCUUCUGCACUUACCUGGAGGAGGCUCUGA